Molecule: messenger RNA, 939 nt
Organism: Tachyglossus aculeatus (Australian echidna)
Lineage: Eukaryota; Metazoa; Chordata; Mammalia; Monotremata; Tachyglossidae
Product: olfactory receptor 52E8-like
Exons: 1
Coding region: 76-939 (287 amino acids)
Biological process (GO): G protein-coupled receptor signaling pathway
Cellular component (GO): membrane
Molecular function (GO): olfactory receptor activity; G protein-coupled receptor activity
Source: RefSeq, a predicted model, not a curated record
CACAACAACACCCAGUCGCACCCCUCCUCCUUCCUCCUGCUGGGGGUGCCGGGGCUGGAAGCCGCACACUUCUGGAUGGGCUUCCCCUUCUGCGCUGUGUACCUGAUUGCGCUUAUGGGGAACUGCACCAUCCUGUUUUUGAUCAAGAUUGAGCAGAGUCUCCACCAGCCCAUGUUCUACUUCCUAGCCAUGCUGGCCACAAUCGACCUGGGCUUGUCCACAGCCACCAUCCCCAAGAUGCCGGGCAUCUUCUGGCUCCAUCUGCAGGAGAUCAACUUUGGAGGCUGCCUCACCCAGAUGUUCUUCAUCCACAUGUUCACCUUCAUGGAGAGCAUGGUGCUCGUGGCCAUGGGCUACGACCGCUACGUGGCCAUCUGCAAGCCCCUUUGGUACUGUACCAUCCUCACCAAUAAAUCCAUUAGAAUUAUCCUAGGGUUAGAUGUCCUGAGGAAUUUCUCUCUGGUGAUUCCGACAGUGUUCUUUCUCUUGAGUUUGCCCUACUGUGGGCACCGAAUCAUCCCCCACACCUAUUGUGAGCACAUGGGCAUUGCCCGCUUGGCAUGUGCUAGUAUCAAACUCGACAUCAUUUAUGGUUUAUGUGUCAUCUGCCUUAUUCUUUUGGACCUAAUGCUGAUUGCCAUCUCCUACAUCAGGAUUCUCUACACUGUCUUCAGACUCCCCUCCCGAGAUGCCCGGCUCAGAGCCUUGAGCACCUGCAGCUCCCACGUCUGUGUCAUCCUGGCCCUCUUCACCCCGGCCCUCUUCUCCUUCCUCACCCACCGCUUUGGACGCAACAAAAUCCCCGACUACAUCCACAUCCUCCUGGCCAACUUGUACGUGGUUGUCCCACCUGCCCUCAACCCCAUCAUCUAUGGGGUGAGGACCAAGCAGAUCCGUGAACGUGUAUCCAGCGUUUUCACAAAGAAACAGUUAUUCUGA